Manihot esculenta (cassava) is the source of this 960-nucleotide messenger RNA. Its product is annotated as casein kinase II subunit alpha-4, chloroplastic. The transcript is spliced from 11 exons. The record is from RefSeq and is a predicted model, not a curated record. Gene Ontology annotation, biological process: protein phosphorylation. Lineage: Eukaryota; Viridiplantae; Streptophyta; Magnoliopsida; Malpighiales; Euphorbiaceae. The coding region runs from base 1 to 726 and encodes 241 amino acids. Gene Ontology annotation, cellular component: nucleus; cytosol; protein kinase CK2 complex. Gene Ontology annotation, molecular function: protein serine/threonine kinase activity; ATP binding.
AUGGGGCAAUAUGGCGGAAAUUCACACAUUUCAGGCACUUCAGUGUUCAUUGCUGGGAAUGACAUUUAUAAGCAUGCUACUUCUGAGAGGAUAGAGUGUUCUUUAGAUUGCCGUGGGGCUCCUUCAGUUAUUAAAGAUCCUUCAUUUAGGCAUUGGAUUAUCGCCGCUCACAAGAGGAAGCUUCAUCUUUUAGACUUAGGACUUGCAGAGUUUUAUCAUCCUGGGAAAGAAUGCAAUGUUCGCCUUGCUUCAAGAUACUUUAAAUGUCCUGAACUUCUUGUUGAUUUGCAAGACUAUGAUUAUUCUUUGGACAGCCUUAGUUAUUUAUCUUCUGCUGUUGCUAUAGACAAGUGUAUCUUGCUCUGCUUGCAUGCUAAUCCAUGGGUUGCAGAGCAAUUCUUCUAUGGGCAUGAUAAGAAUGAUCAGCUAGUCAAAAUAGCCAAGCUGGUACUUGGAACAGAUGAAUUAAAUGCGUAUUUGAAUAAGUACCGCAUAGAGUUUGAUCCACAUCUUGCAGCCCUAGUCGGCAGGCAUAGCCAGAAACCAUGGACAAAGUUUAUCAAUGUGUCAAAUCAGCAUUUGGCUGUUCCUGAGGCUGUCGACUUCCUUGACAAGUUGCUGCGGUAUGAUCACCAAGGAAGGGCAAGUGCAAAGGAAGCAAUGGCCCAUCCUCAUUUCUAUCCAUUUAGAAAUGGAGAAAAGCAGCAGGGUUCGUACGUAGUUUGAAAUCUCAGGAUGCUGUCCAGAUGCAGGAUUUUCCUGUGCUUGUUGAGGACCUUCCCCCCUUGUAAUUGGACUUGAUUUACAGUUAAAGAUCCAUCAGGUCAAUUAGUUUUUAUUAAACCAGUAGUUCACUUAGUUUGGAAGUUAAAUUUAGAACUUUAUAAAUAUUUUAGUUUCUUUUUAGACGAAACUCUGAUAUAUCCUCUAUAUUCCUUAUACUACGUACAAUAUUUGUUA